Myodes glareolus (Bank vole) is the source of this 5348-nucleotide messenger RNA. RefSeq names its product PPARG related coactivator 1 (gene Pprc1). Gene Ontology annotation, cellular component: nucleus. Gene Ontology annotation, molecular function: transcription factor binding; RNA binding. The record is from RefSeq and is a predicted model, not a curated record. Gene Ontology annotation, biological process: positive regulation of transcription by RNA polymerase II. NCBI's taxonomy places the organism in Eukaryota, Metazoa, Chordata, Mammalia, Rodentia, Cricetidae.
UAAACCACACAGAUGUGAUCCGUGCGGUCUUGGGUUUAACUCAGGAUGGGCAGAUAAUGAGUGAUGGUGGCAGAGAGAAGGAAAGUGCGGUUUCUUUAGGGUUGUACAGUCAUCACUAGUAAUCUUACUUGAAGAGUCUAUGAAUGGAAGAGACGUCUGAAAUUGAGACCCCCAAGACUGAACUGUGUGAGACGCUUUUAUCAGAGGAAUGGUCCGUGAAGAACAAAGGCAUGUGGCUUAAGAGAAGAACUGAGAGACCCGCCUACCAGAAGGGUGGACGGGGAGAAGAUGAGCCGGCAGAGAGUGGCCUUUGAAGAGACCAAUGACAGUCCUAGGAAAUGACUUGAUGGUCCUAGAAAUGACUGUUGUAAUUGCUUCGGGUUCAACUAUAUGUUAGAGUGUCUAGAUAAAGUGCCUCAACUGUGCUUAAAGGUCCAUGAGGAGGGGGACGACUCUAGCUUUGUUAAUCUUUCUCGACUGGGCCCAUCUCUGAGGGAUAAAGACCUGGAAAUGGAGGAGCUGAUACUGCAGGAUGAGACACUACUGGGGACCAUGCAGAGCUACAUGGAUGCCUCCCUCAUUUCCCUCAUUGAGGAUUUUGGAAGUCUUGGAGAGCAGAGCAGGUUAUCUCUGGAGGACCAGAAUGAAAUGUCGCUGCUCACAGCUCUGACGGAGAUCUUGGACAACGCAGAUUCUGAGAACCUGUCCCCGUUUGACAGCAUUCCUGAUUCAGAGCUGCUUGUGUCUCCUCGCGAGAGUUCCUCUCUCCACAAGCUACUCACUCUUUCUCGGACACCCCCAGAACGUGACCUAAUCACUCCAAUUGACCCUUUGGGGCCUAGCACAGGCAGUAGUAGGAUGAGUGGGGUUGAGAUGUCGCUUGCCGAUUCUCCUUGGGACUUUUCUCCACCUCCUUUCUUGGAAACCUCUUCCCCUAAGCUACCUAGCUGGAGACCCUCAAGACCAAGACCUCGAUGGGGUCAGUCCCCUGUCCCACAGCAGCGCAGUGAUGGAGAAGAGGAGGAGGAGGUCGCCAGCUUCAGUGGUCAGAUGCUUGCUGGAGAACUGGACAACUCUGUGAACAGCUUGGACUUCCCCAUGCACCUGGCAUGCCCAGAGGAAGAAGACAAGCCAACAACAGCAGAGGUGGCAGUGUCAACACCUGCUGAUGAGAGCAUCUCCUCCCUAAGUGAGCUAGUACGCGCCAUGCAUCCAUACUGCUUGCCCAACCUCACACACUUGGCAUCACUUGAGGAUGAGCUGCAGGAACAGGUGGAUGAUGUGACAGCGCCUGAGGGUUGUGUGGUGCUGGAGAUAGUGGGCCAGGCAGCCACAGCUGGCGAUGACCUGGAGAUCCCGGUUGUGGUGCGUCAGAUCCCUUCUGGAUCCCAAUCUCUGCUCUUGGAUGAGUCUGCAGGGGCCAGUCCUGCCUUGCAGCUACUCAUGCCCACCAUGGAGGCCAGGAUGGAAGCGGCUGUGCCUAAGAUUGCCCCUUGCCCUGAUCAAGAAGAAUUAUCAUUGAACUCUGCCUGCUUAUUGGAGCCCAGGGAGAUCAUGGAGGCCUUGGCACCCAAGGAGCUUCAGAACCUACCUGCCAGUGUAAUUCAGGGUUCUCAGAGAGUUCCCAGAAAGGGCAGGAAGAAGAAGAGCAAGGAACAGCCAGCAGCCUGUUUGGAAGGCUAUACCAGGAGGCUAAGAUCAUCUUCUCGUGGACAGUCUACUGUGGCUACAGAGGUGAACUCUCAGGCAGGCCACUUAGAGAAACAGCCUCAGGAAGAACUUCAGAGAGAGGCUGAGGCUCCUCAGAGCAGGGGGAAGCCACGGGCGUGGGCUCGGGCCUGGGCAGCUGCCUUGGAGAAGACUGAGUCUGAGAACUUAGAGAGAAGUACAGGACAGGAUAGCUCUGCUGAAGAAGAUGCCCUUGACCUUGUCCCUAAGCUGGUUAAUACUAGCCAAGCUGACCCCAUGCCAGUUGACUCUAUUGAAGCUGAUGCAGCUACAGUUAAGCAUGCUAUAGCUGAUUGUAUACCUGUUGACCAGGCUUCAGCUAGUACAGAACUGGUUGGUCCUCUCCCAGUAGGCCCAGUGCUGACUGACCCAGUGCUGACUGGCAGGACAGGAAUUGAACCUGCAGUGUCUAUUCCCACUUCAGAUAACUUGUCUCCAGCUGGUGCUGUUCCAGCUAACACAGUGACAGUUGACUCUAUUCCACAUGACCUGGCUCCAGUAGACCCUGUGCUAGUUAAGCACAGACCAACCGACCCUAGACGUGCUGCAGUAGCAGCAGCUCAGGGGACUCGACUUUCCCUAGAUUCUUCAGCCCACCCCAAGGCCAUCAACCCUGAGGUCAAGGCUGUUGUAGGUCCCCUGAAGGUGGAAGGUAGCACCAGUGCUACAACCCAAGAAGCCAGACCUCGACCUCUCAGCCUGUCUGAGUACCGGCAGCGAAGGCAGCAACGGCAAACAGAAGCAGAAGGCAGGAAUUCUCAGCCCCCCGCUGGCAAGUGGCCUAGUCUCCCAGAGACCCCUACAGGGCUGGCAGAUAUCCCUUGUCUUGUUCCACCAGCCCCAGCCAAGAAGACAGCUCCACAGAGAAGCUCUGUAGCUACCCCAGAGACUUGUUUUGUGUCUGUGGGUACCAACCCUGCUUCCCCUAGUCCCGAGCCAUCUGCAAGCAAACCUAUGGCUUCAGUUCACUCGGAACAGGUGCCAUCUCAUGAGAAGCCACUUCCAGUUAGACCGCCCCUUCCUACCUUGCAGUCUGUGACUCCUGCUGGGCCCAUCCCUUCCACAGUGCCCACUCCUUUGCCUUUCCCUCCAGGCAUACCUCCUUUGCUUCCUCUUCCUUCAAGUGGCCAUGGAGUCCCCAGUCUACCCCCACCUCCCUUGCAACCACCUGGACUUGCAGUGUCCAUGAGACAAAUACCACCUGAUCCCUAUACGCAUUAUGCCCCUGUGCCACCCUGGCCUUGUUAUCCCUCUGUGUCCCCUUCUGGCUAUCCUUGUCUGCCCCCACAACCAACGGUGCCCAUGGUGUCUGGUACUCCUGGUACCUAUGCUGUACCCCCAACUUGUAAUGUGCCUUGGGUACCCACUCCUGCCCCAGUUUCACCUUACAACUCCAGCUGUACCUAUGGGCACAUGGGAUGGGGCCCUGGGCCACAACAGCCUCCGUUCUGGUCUACUGUUUCUCCACCUCCUUUGUCUUCAGCAUCUGCUGGAAGACCUGUUCCCCCGUCCAAUGUGGAACCUAGUAGUAAUCCCCCGUCCAAUGUGGAACCUAGUAGUAAUCCAGCUGGUUCUCCUGAAGAUGAACUUCCUGUGCCAGUGACUCCUUCCCUAAGUUCUGGGCCAGACAGCCCCAUAGCUCCACCAGUCGAGCCUACGAAACUAGAGGUUCAGCCAGUGCCUGUGUCUCCCCAGUCAAAACACAAAGUGUCUACCCUGGUACAAAGUCUCCAGGUCAAGACUCCACCAUGUCUGUCUACUGAGUGUGUAGCUGUUGGGGAGUCUGCAUCAGAGAGGCUAAAGCCUGAGGCUCAGGAGAACAGAGCAAAGGAGAAGCCCCUCUCUGCAACUGUCAAGGCUGGUGCCAUACCAAGGCAGAGUACUGCCCCAAAGCUGCCUGCUGUCCAUCCAGCCCGUCUAAGGAAGCUGUCCUUCCUGCCUACUCCACGUUCUCAGGGGCCUGAGGACGUGGUACAGGCAUUCAUCAGUGAGAUUGGAAUUGAAGCAUCAGACCUGUCCAGUCUGUUGGAGCAGUUUGAGAAAUCAGAAGCCAAAAAGGAGUGUCCUCUCCCGGCUCCUGCUGACAGCUUGGCUGUAGGAAACUCAGGCAGCAUUGACACUCCCCAGGAGAAGAGACCCCUAGACCGGUUACAAGCCCCAGAACUGGCCAACGUGGCAGGGCUCACCCCUCCAGCUACCCCUCCCCACCAGUUAUGGAAGCCCCUGGCUGCUGUCUCACUGUUGGCCAAAUCUCCUAAAUCUACCGCCCAGGAGGGAACCCUGAAGCCUGAAGGAGUUACAGAGGCCAAACAUCCAGCUGCAGCCUGCCUCCAAGAAAGGGUCCAUGGCCCUAGUCCUGUCCAUGUGGGCUCUGGGGACCAUGAUUAUUGUGUCCGAAGCAGGACACCCCCAAAAAAGAUGCCUGCCCUAGUCAUUCCAGAGGUGGGCUCCCGAUGGAAUGUCAAGCGCCAUCAGGACAUCACCAUCAAACCUGUCUUGUCAUUGGGCCCAGCUGCUCCCCUACUUCCAUGCACGACUUCCCAGAAGCCACUUGAUCACAGGACUAGCAGUGAGCAGGCAGAACCUUCAGCGCCUUGUCUUGCCCCGUCCACCUUGCUGUCUCCUGAGGCCUCACCCUGCCGGAAAGACAUGAACACUAGGACUCCCUCUGAGCCCCCAGGCAAGCAGCGGUCAAUGCGCUGUUACCGAAAAGCCUGCAGAUCAGUCAGCCCCCCAGGUCGGGGUUGGCAGGGCCGUCGUGGCCGCAGCAGCCGCUCUGUCAGCUCUGGGUCCAACCGGACCAGCGAAGCGUCCUCAUCUUCAUCGGUGUCUUCCUCAUCCCGGUCCCGGUCCAGGUCCCUCUCCCCCCCCCACAAGAGAUGGCGAAGGUCCAGCUGCAGUUCCUCUGGACGUUCGAGAAGGUGUUCAUCCUCUUCAUCAUCUUCUUCCUCUUCUUCAUCCUCAUCAUCCAGUUCCAGAAGCCGUUCUCCCUCUCUGUCCCCUCACAGAAGUGACCGAAGGCGGCGGUACAGCUCUUACCGUUCAAAUGAUCAUUACCAAAGGCAGAGAGUGCUGCAGAAGGAGCGUGCAAUAGAAGAGAGAAGGGUGGUCUUCAUUGGGAAGAUACCUGGCCGCAUGACUCGGUCAGAGCUGAAACAGAGAUUCUCUGUUUUUGGAGAGAUUGAGGAGUGCACCAUUCAUUUUCGUGUCCAAGGUGACAACUAUGGUUUCGUCACUUACCGUUAUGCUGAAGAGGCAUUUGCAGCCAUCGAGAGUGGCCACAAGUUGCGGCAGGCAGAUGAACAGCCCUUUGAUCUCUGCUUUGGGGGCCGCAGGCAGUUCUGCAAGAGGAGUUACUCUGAUCUUGACUCCAAUCGGGAAGACUUUGAUCCUGCUCCAGUGAAGAGCAAAUUUGAUUCUCUUGACUUUGAUACAUUGUUGAAACAGGCCCAGAAGAACCUGAGGAGGUAACCCUGGGCACUCCUCCCCCACCCAUUUUCUCUGGAGGUGCUCAGCCUCCUCCACUCCCCUCCCCCACUCUAGGGGGAGAGCUGCUAGUGUGGAAAUGACUUUUAUAAAUAAAUGGAAAAAAGUUAAAUAAAAAUGUGUUAAAACUGGGA